AUGUCUAAAAGCCGCUUGCCCCUCAUGCUCGGCCUUGGUGCUGCCGGUGCAGGCGGGUACUACCUCUACCGCGCGGGCGGCGAUGUGAAGGGUGCGAAGCAGGAAAUGAAGAUUGAUGCCGACAAGGCGCGCGAGAAGCUUCCCACCGGCGAAAGUGCAGAGAAGGCGGGUGCGAAUUUCGGAAAGGAAGCUGGUGCUGUUGUUGAUGAAACUAUCAACAACGCCCGAUCCAAGUUUAAGCUUGAUGAGAACAUCCCCGAGAUUAAAGAUGAGGCACAGAAAAAGUUUGAGGAUGGCAAGAACAAGCUUGAUGGGCUCCGUGUGGAUGCGAAGAGCAGAAUUAACUCGGAGAUUGAUAAGUUCGACCGCACUGUUGAGGAGAAGGCGGCUGAGGCAAAGGGAUGGUUUGGAAGUAAGAAAUAA
This is a messenger RNA of Penicillium odoratum, 423 nucleotides long. RefSeq lists its product as uncharacterized. Bases 1 to 423 code for a protein of 140 amino acids. The transcript is spliced from 3 exons. The record is from RefSeq and is a predicted model, not a curated record. NCBI's taxonomy places the organism in Eukaryota, Fungi, Ascomycota, Eurotiomycetes, Eurotiales, Aspergillaceae.